CGUGUGCGUGCGCGCUAUACUCUCAGGUGACCAAAUGAAUGAAUCCGGCUAGCGUAUGGGCAAUUUUUUAAGCACCAUCUAACUUUGGAUUCAAUGCAUUUAUCACUCGGCAUUAGUGAUGACUUGGCUUCUGUUGUGGGUUCUUCUCGCUUGUGUACCACAGAUUCACAGGGCAUUUUCCCAGGAUUCUUCUAAGAUGUUGUCCACACCAGAGCCCGUGUCCCCGGAGCCCUAUAACCGCACCCAGUACUGCCAAUGGCCCUGCGAAUGCCCUGAAACUCCCCCCACCUGUCCUCAAGGUGUUAGCCUGAUCACGGAUGGCUGCGAUUGCUGCCAAGCAUGUGCCAAACAGGUGGGGGAGGUUUGCAACGAGAAAGAAAACUGUGACCAUCAUCGUGGCCUUUACUGUGAUUACAGCGCAGACAAGCCUAGGUACGAAAAAGGAGUAUGUGCGUAUUUGCCAGGCACUGGCUGUGAGCACAAUGGUGUGAUCUAUCGCAACGGCCAGAGCUUUCAGCCCAAUUGCAAAUACCAGUGUCUGUGUGUUAACGGGGCGAUUGGAUGUGUGUCGCUGUGUAAUGAGUCUCAGCCCCCCAGGGUCUGGUGCCAAAACCCACACCGAGUUCAAAUCCCCGGCCGCUGCUGUGAGCUGUGGAUCUGUGACGAGUCCAGGAGGGGGCGCAAGACAGCACCACGACACACAAUGGCCGCCCUGUCUAGUAUAAAGGACAGCUGGCACAAGAACUGUGUGACCCAGACAACCUCCUGGAGUCCCUGCUCAAAGACCUGCGGCCGUGGAGUGUCCUUACGCAUAAGCAACAACAACAAGCAGUGUCGGAUGGCCAAAGAGAGCAGGCUCUGCAACCUCCGGCCUUGCAAAGUGGACAUCACAAAGCACAUAAAGCCUGGAAAGAAGUGCUUGAACAUCUACAGGGUGGAGAGGCCACACAACUUCACCAUGUCUGGUUGCACUAGUACAAAAACAUAUUGGCCCAAAUAUUGUGGCGUGUGUACGGAUGAACGCUGCUGCAUCCCCUUCAAAUCGAAGACCGUGGAGGUCGACUUUCAGUGCCCUAAUGGAUCUGGCUUCACCUGGCAGGUCAUGUGGAUUAACGCCUGCUUCUGCAACCUGAGCUGUAAGAACCCCAAUGACAUAUUUACAGAUCUAGAGCAAUACCACGAGAGAAGUGAGAUUGGAAACUGAGUGUACAAGACAUUGCAGAAAAGUCAAUAGUAAGGUUUGGGUGAAAGCCACGAAUUUGUUUUUCUUUAAUUUGUUAAUAUUUAAUGAACCAUCAUCAUUCUUUCUUGUAUGAGACUUUUUUCCUAUUGGAAACGGAAACAAUCAGACAUUUUCUAAUUUAUGCUAUUUUAAGACUAUGUGGCCUCUUGCAACCUAAUUCACCUUUGGCUAAGCCACUCCCUAGAAUGUAGAUUGACCAAUCACAGCGCAGCCAAGAACGAGCUCCCACAGAGGUCCUAAACUUUUUCACAGCGAUGAGCACUCCAUUGACUUUCAACACAAGCAUCUCAAAUUUUUGCUCUCGGUAGGCUAUUAUUACCGUCGUAGUUUUAUUUAAAAUAUGGUUAAACGUUUCCCAGAGAGGUUGGAUCGGGGUGUCCGUU
Messenger RNA from Pimephales promelas (fathead minnow), 1626 nucleotides. It is a transcript of the gene ccn4a, whose product is annotated as cellular communication network factor 4a. Gene Ontology annotation, biological process: positive regulation of cell differentiation; cell adhesion; signal transduction. The record is from RefSeq and is a predicted model, not a curated record. Gene Ontology annotation, molecular function: heparin binding; integrin binding. Lineage: Eukaryota; Metazoa; Chordata; Actinopteri; Cypriniformes; Leuciscidae. Gene Ontology annotation, cellular component: extracellular matrix; extracellular region.